Messenger RNA from Ascoidea rubescens DSM 1968, 790 nucleotides. RefSeq names its product 60S ribosomal protein uL22 (gene RPL17A). The record is from RefSeq and is a predicted model, not a curated record. The transcript is spliced from 2 exons. Gene Ontology annotation, molecular function: structural constituent of ribosome. Gene Ontology annotation, biological process: cytoplasmic translation. Gene Ontology annotation, cellular component: cytosolic large ribosomal subunit; ribosome. Bases 120 to 680 code for a protein of 186 amino acids. Lineage: Eukaryota; Fungi; Ascomycota; Saccharomycetes; Ascoideales; Ascoideaceae.
GAAAAGUGUAUAUUUUUAUUCGGGAUUUUUCUAAGGAUUAAGUGAUUUAACAGACAGCUUUCUAUACUUCUUCAACAGUCAACUUAACCAACAAAAUCAAAGAAUAGAAUAUCUACACAAUGACUCGUUACGGUGCAACUCCAUCAAACCCAGCUCAUUCAGCUUCUGCUCGUGGUGCUUAUAUUCGUGCCUCUUUCAAAAACACCAGAGAAACUGCCCAAGCUAUUAAUGGAUGGCAAUUACAAAAAGCUCAACAAUACUUAAAACAAGUUGUUAACCACGAAAGAGCUAUUCCAUUUCGUCGUUACAAUUCUUCAAUUGGUAGAACUGCCCAAGGUAAAGAAUUUGGUGUCACCAAAGCUAGAUGGCCAGUUAAGUCUGUUAAACAUAUUCAAGAUUUAUUAACUAAUGCCGAAUCAAAUGCUGACGCUAAAGGAUUAGAUACUUCUAAAUUAUAUGUUUCUCACAUUCAAGUCAACCAAGCUCCCAAACAACAUCGUCGUACUUUCCGUGCUCAUGGUAGAAUCAACAAAUAUGAUUCUUCAACUUGUCACAUUGAAUUGAUUUUAACUGAAAAAGAAGAAGAGAUUCCAAAAGCUCCAGAAAAAGCUGUUUCAAGAUUAUCUACCAAACAAAGAGCUACUAAAUUAGCUGCUCAAAAACGUCUUACUGCUGCUUAAAUAUAUAUUUAUGUAUAUAUUUAUGUAUAAUAUUUUUAAAGUUACUUAAUAAAAAAUAUCGGUUCAGUGUACGUUUAAUAGACAUUUAUGUAUCAUAUUCUAAUAAGUGG